AGCAGCCGGGCGACCCGCGCGGGGCCUCUGGGUCGCGUGGAGCCCAUUCCCAUGGCCAAGGUCCCGGAAGCAGACAUCUUGGAGCCAACGUACGAAGCUGCAGAUUUCCCACUCUUCGGAAGCAGCUACACAUUGGAGCCCAUCCGGGUGCCAGAGAGGCCCUCGUUGUUCGAGCCGCUGUCGGUUCGCACCAGCUUCUGUCUAGAGACGGGCCAGUUCCAGAGUCCGAGGUCCAUCAUUCGCACCAAGACAGCUAGUCCCGUCUGGAGUCCCAAGAAGAAGGCAGUUGUCAUUGCUGAGAAUCCGGCAACUGGACUGCGUGUCUCGCCUCCCGUCUUCCUUCAGGCCCCCGAGGACGUUUCCGUGCCUGAAGGCUUGCCCGCGACGCUGCGCGCGUUGGUGACUGGCUGUCCACCUCCGCGGCUGCGCUGGUUCAAGGACGGUCGGAGGGUGCAGGGCCCAGACCACGAAGUGGGCCAGCCGUCUGGGCCGGCCCCGUGGAGCGCUUGGCUGCGCAUUCCGGAGGCUUUUCCGGAGGACUCCGGAGUGUACGUGUGCACGGCCUCCAACCUGGUGGGCAACACGAGCGCCUGCUGCAGGCUUGCCGUCUUGGAAACCGGGAUGGUGGUGCAGCCGCCCCACACGUGGGGGCCUCCCAAUGCGAGCCCACCGACGUUCGAGCCAAUCACACAAGGCGGCGGGCUGCUGUACGAGGGCUCCGAUGCCAAGUUCCAGGUUCAGGUGCACGGAAACCCGGCACCGGAGGUGGUGUUCACACGACGGGGCAUGCCGCUGCGCAACGACCCCAGGCGGCAGGUGACCUACGACCCCGCCACGGGCCUCUGCUGUCUGAUUAUCCGCAACCUGACGGCCGAAGAUGACGGCGACUACAACUGCAGCGCCGUCAACUGCGUGGGCGAGGCUUCGCUGACGCUUACCAUUCGUGCCGCCGCAGCAGCUGUGAUGCGUGGCCAGAUGCAACAGAUGACCACAGUUCAAAGGACGCAGGUCGUGGAUUCCAGGAUGCACCUGCAAGACGGCACUUCGCCGAUCCAAUACUUUGCCGGCCAUGACCAGUCCUUCAGAGUGGACACAUUCGAGUACCGCCUGCUCCGAGAGGUCGAGUUCCGGGAUUCCUUACUGGGGCCCGAGCAGCCUGAGCCUGCCGUUCCAGGAGUGCCAAUUAGCGCGCCCCAGAUCCAGCAACGACCCCGCAACUCAAAGCUCCUCGAGGGUUCUGACGCCACCUUCACAGUUCGAAUCGCCGGAAACCCCCCGGCGAAGGUGCACUGGUUCCGUAACGGUGAGAGACUGCAAGCCUCUCAGAGGGUGACCAUGGAACAGCAAGGAUCUACGUAUAUCUUGCGCGUACACAUGGCUCUGCCGGAAGACGCCGGCUACUACACCGCCCUUGCGGAGAACUCACAGGGUCGCGUCGCCUGCUCUGCGCAUCUGGUCAUCGAAGCCAUGCCCAAGGCGGAGGAGCCGCGGCAGCCAGAUCCAGCGAGCUGCGUGACGACGGAGACGUCACGCACCCUGAAGCCCAACUUUGUAAAGAUUCCCCAAGACCAGGAGGUAACCGAGGGCAAGAUGGUUCGCUUCGAUGUCCGCGUCACGGGACGUCCCUUCCCUGAUGUCGCCUGGCUGCGAAACGGCCAGCCGGUCAACGACGACGCAACACACAAACUGCUAGUCAAUGAAGGUGGACUGCACGCACUCAUGAUCACGUCCGCAUCACGAGAGGACGCUGGCACGUGGACCUGCGUUGCCAACAACAAGAGUGGCGAGUGCCGCUUCGAGGUCCACCUGGUCGUGAUCGAGAAGGAACAAGUGGUCGCUCCCAAGUUUGUGGAGCGCUUCCAGUCCCUCAGUGUCCACGAAGGCGAAUCCGUGACGUUGCACUGUCGCGCCGUUGGCACGCCAACGCCACGCAUCACCUGGCAGAAGGAUGGCCGUCAGAUCCACUCGCAGCCACCAGAUCUCAUAAUCGAAACGCAAGAUGGAAGCUCGGCCCUGUACUUAAACCGCGCACGUGCGGAUGAUUCGGCAUGGUACCAGUGCACAGCGCAGAACCAGGCCGGUUCCACAGCAACUAGAGCACGCCUCCAUGUUAAAUCCGAGCCCAAGACGCACAGCGAGCCAUGGAAGCUGCACCUGCCCAAGCCUAGCAAAGUCAUUCAGCCCGAGCGAUCGCCACCCAGAGAGACAAUCUGGUUGCGUCACGUAGAGCGCGCCUAUCAACCGAUCCGAAGCCAAGACGACGAGCGAGCACCACAGAAGCCAGCAUUCACGACGCAUCUGCAGAACCUAAUGUUACAUGAAGGUGAACGUGGCCACUUGGAUGCCAGGUUGAUUCCCAUUGGAGAUGAGACCAUGGUUAUCGAGUGGUUCUGCAAUGGACGGGCCAUCGAAGCUAGUUCCCGAGUCAUGACCACGUACCGGUUUGGAUAUGUGGCACUGACCCUCUUGCACGUCUAUCCUGAGGAUUCUGGAGUUUACGUGUGCCGUGCCACCAACGAAGCCGGAGAGGCCACUACCACGGCAACACUGAGAUGCACUGCACAACCGGCAAUCGAGCGUAGGCCAAUUCAAGAAGACAGUGUCAAAGCCAUCCAGGAACUCGAAGAUAUGGAGAAAUACUCGCGUCAUCUCUCCAUCGAUGAGACUGCUUCUUUGACUAAACCCUGUUUCAUCCGGCCAUUGAGUAACAAAGAUAACCUUCUUGAAGGUGGAAACUGUCAUUUUGAGGCUCAACUGACACCUGUUAACGAUCCUACCAUGAAAGUGGAAUGGUUCUUAAACGGCCAGCCGCUGACCACAGGCUCUCGCAUUAACUGCACUUUCAGCUUUGGCUACGUUGCCCUGAAUAUCAUGUCUCUCCGGUGUGAGGAUUCCGGGGUGUACAUGUGCAGGGCCACGAACGCCAAGGGUGACGCUGUUUCUACAGCUACAUUGAGAGUCAAAGCGCAAGGCCUCGUGACAGGAGAUCUUGGCAUUCCGGAACAAGAAGCCUACAUUAGGAGAACUCAAGAACUCGAGGCCUACCAACAAAGCCUGCACGCCCAAAAGGAAAUAUUUUUUGAGCCAGUUUCUACUGAGAAGCCCAAUUUCAAAACCGGAUUGAGAGAUCAGUUGAACGUCAAAGAAAACAGCACUGUGCACUUCGAGGCCCGUCUAGAGCCCACAGGAGAUUCGUCGAUGCGCGUUGAAUGGUUUAAGGACGGCCGAGCCUUAGAAGCAAGUUCACGAACGACGACAUUUUUUAACUUUGGCUACGUGUCGCUAACGAUCCGAGGUGUCGACUCCCGUGACUCCGGCGUCUACACUUGCAAAGCAACCAAUUCAGUUGGAACGGCUUCCACAGAAGCCCGUCUUGUUUGUCUUUCUCAAGCGGCCGUAGUCAGAGAAACGCAGCACCCAGAUGGACUGCAGAAAAUACAGCAUCUGGAAGACUCCUCGCACUACCAGCGUUCCCAGAUGGAAGAGGUGUCCAUUACGCAAGCGCCCAAGUUCACUCAGCCCCUGCAAGGACCUACGACCAUGUCGGAAAACCAAAGUUGCCACUUUGAAACCAGACUGGAGCCCAUGGGAGACGCCGACAUGAAGGUGGAAUGGUUCCACAAUGGUCGACCGCUUGCAACUGGGCACCGUUUCAAAACAUAUUUUGAUUUUGGAUAUGUUGCCUUGGAUAUCCUUUAUACAUUCCCCGAAGACACCGGCGUUUUUGAGGUCCGCGCAACGAACCGCCUGGGUACAGAUGUGCUCAGGAAGGAGGUCACUGUUCAGUCAAAGGCCGCGGUUGACACAAGUACAAUCCACGAGAUGGGGAUGGACAAAAUUGAGUACUUGGAACGCUCUGGGGUGGAUCACAGCGGUUAUCAUAUCGAGGAAGUUUCACGCACAAAGCCGUACUUCAAGGUACCGCUCAAAGACCCCAAAGGUCCCCUACGCGAGGGCGAGUCCGUCAUCAUGGAAUGCGCCAUCGAACCUGUACAAGAUCCCACCAUGAAAGUGGAAUGGUUUUUUAAUGGUCGCCCACUCCCCACCGGCCAUAGAUUUAUCACUAGGUACGACUUCGGACGAGCAUACCUACAGAUUUUGAACCUGGUAGCAGAAGACACUGGACAGUACACGCUUCGCGCCACGAAUCAUCUUGGAUCUGCGCACUCUACUUCGUGCAUCAAAGUCAUUGGCCGGUCUGGCGUUAUCACAGAAUCCCAGUACCCCGAAGGCUGGGAAAAGAUCCAGCACCUAGAAGACCACUCGCGAUACUCCCGUCAAGAGCACGAGGAAAGCGUAAUCACGCAGAAGCCAACCUUCAGCCGUCCUCUGCACAACGUGGAAACCGUGGAAGGGGCCAACGUGCACCUGGAGUGUCGCCUGCAGCCGGUCGGGGAUCCCACCAUGCGGGUCGAGUGGUACCGCAACAGCGUGCCCAUCAAAGUUGGCCACCGAUUUAGGCCAGCUCAUGACUUUGACUACGUUGCCUUGGACAUUCUGAGUUUCUAUCCGGAGGAUUCAGGGAUCUACACGUGCAAAGCUACAAGUUCCCUCGGAGAAAAUGUGACCUCUUGCAGCGUCAACUGCUUUGCCAAGUCCCAGUUGAUUCUCGAGUCUCAGCAUCCAGAAGGACUACAAAAGAUACAGCAACUAGAAGACCAAUCCCGGUAUCGUCGCGACACCUUUGAGGAGACGACUGUGAAGACCAAGCCAAGUUUUACAUCCAAUAUGACGGCCCUGAGCCUCCGCGAGGGACAGAACGCUCACCUUGAGUGCAGGCUGGAGCCCGUGAACGACGCAGAUCUCAGGGUGGAAUGGUACCGCAACGGCGUGUCGCUGCCCAUCGGUCAUAGGUACCGGCCCUUCCACGACUUUGGAUAUGUGGCACUCAACAUUCUGUCUCUGGUACCAGAAGAUUCUGGAACAUAUACCGUGCGAGCCACAAACUCCCUUGGCAAGGCAGAGCUGUCCACAACUGUCCUCGUCGAAGGAAAAUCAUCAAUCGACACAGACACGCAGCACCCAGAAGGGCUGCAGAAAAUUCAAGCACUAGAGGGUCACCGACAGGAGAGAGACACAGGGGACCUUGACCAAUCGGUAACGACAGCGCCAGUCUUCACCUCAGCUCCCAAGUCUAUCGUGGUUGAGGAAGGACAAAAGGCACACCUUGAAUGUCGUCUCAUACCCGUGGGAGACCCUAAACUCAAGGUUGAGUGGUUCAGGAACGGUCAGCCAGUGCCGGCGGGAUCUCGCUUUGUAGAGAUGUGCAACUUUGGAUUUGUGUCCCUGGAUAUCUUGGCAACGUACGCCGAGGACUCGGGAACUUAUACCUGCAAGGCUACUAACCAACUUGGUGAAGCCGUCGUAUCCGCCCAACUCAAGUGUGCUGCUCAAAAGUCUCUCAUACUCGAGACACAAAACCAAGAAGCCUACGACAAGAUUCAACAAUUAGAGGCGUACGGACAACAACCCAAGCCUGCCUUUGUAGAAGAGUUGACCACACAGGCGCCUGUAUUUACUCAGCCUAUGAAUAAUCUCAAUCUCAAGGAAAACCAGAGCGCCCACUUCGAGUGCAAGCUAAUUCCAGUUGGAGACCCUAACCUCCGCGUCGAGUGGUUCCACAACGGACUUCCUCUUCAGAAAGCGUCCCGAGUGAAUACCAUUCACGACUUUGGAUUCGUGGCCCUUGACCUGUCGUAUGUGAAACCAGAAGAUUCUGGAACCUACACCUGCAAGGCAACGAACUCGUUAGGCCAGGCAGUUUGUACGGCAACUCUUAAUGUUCAAGGUUCGAAGUCUCUGGUGCUCGAUACACAACACCCAGAAGGUUUGCAGAAGAUUCAGCAGCUAGAAGAACUUGGUCGCUACAAGGAAGAAGUCACACACGAGGCUCCUUGCACAUCAGCCCCCAUGUUCCUUACACCGCUCCAAGGUCCGAACCGACUUUCCGAAGGUCAAAGUGCGCACUUAGAGUGCCGCAUCGCACCUUAUCCGGACGCCACCAUGAAGGUUCAGUGGUUCCACAACGGCGUGGAGCUGCAGACCGGUCACCGGUUCCGUACGAUCUAUGACUUCGGCUUCUGCGCACUGGACAUCUUGACUGCAAACGCCGAACACUCCGGAGAGUAUGUGGUUCAAGCUACUAACGCACUGGGUACAGCCAGGUCCACAGCCCAUAUCCACGUCGAUGCCAAAGGAGGCGUCAUCAUCGAAAGUCAGCAGCCAGAUGCUCUGCCGAAAAUCCGUGAGCUAGAAGAAUCAUGCGGGUAUAUCCGGCCGGUGCAAGAAGAAACUAUAAUCAAGGACAAGCCAAACUUUGUGCGGGGUCUCUAUAACUUGGAUGCUAUUCAAGAAGGCCAAAGCGCUCACCUCGAAGCCACUGUAACACCGACGAACGAUGCCAAUAUGAAAAUUCAGUGGUUCCACAACGGUGUCGAGAUUCCUCUCGGUCACAGGUUCAAGACUGUCUCUGACUUUGGCUUCGUGGCUUUGGAUAUUCUAUAUGCAUACCCCGAGGACUCUGGCACGUACAUGUGCAAGGCAACAAAUAAGCUCGGAGAAGCUGUCACCACGUGUUCCAUUCAGGUCUUAGGAAAGUCUGCUAUUGUUACGGACACACUUCACGAAAAGGGACUCGAGAAGAUCCGCCAGCUGGAAGAAUAUCGGGCGCCUGAGAAAGCUGAGCAAGUGAUUCAGCUGCAAAGACCAGUGUUCACAGUUCCCCUGAACUCAGUCGAUGGCCUUGUGGAAGGGCAGAGCGCACACCUUGAGUGCCGACUUGAGCCAAUCAAUGACCCUGACCUCAAGGUUCAGUGGUUUUUCAAUGGUGUCGAGAUCACACCAGGGCAUCGUUUCCGCACAACGCACGACUUUGGGUAUGUGGCACUUGAUGCCUUGUAUGUGUACGCCGAAGAUUCUGGCACGUACAUGUGCAAAGCAACCAAUAAGCUCGGCGAAGCGGUUACAACAUGCAACGUUAGAGCUCAGGCCAAGCAGAAAAUCUAUUAUGACACACAUCACCCUGAAGGUCUUGAAAAAAUCAGGGAAUUAGAAAGCCAGGUCAAAUAUCAGGCUGUUGAAAUUCAAGAGAAGCCAAUAUCCAAGCCUGUGUUCAUAACUGAACUGCGAGGCUCACAAGAACUUUCCGAGGGUGAUAACGGUCAUUUGGAAUGCCGUGUGGAACCAGCCCACGAUCCCAAACUCAAGAUUGAAAUCCUGCAUAACGGAAGACCGUUGACAGCAGCUACUCGAGUGCACAUAACAAGCGACUUCGGAUACGUGGCAAUAGACCUGAGUCACGCCAUCCCAGAGGACUCCGGCACUUACACUGUCCGAGCAACCAACGAUCUCGGAACUGCUGAGACAACCGCUACCCUUCGUGUCCUGCCUAAAUCAGGAAUCAUUUCCGAUACGCAGCACCCAGAAGGCCUUGCCAAGAUCCGACAGAUGGAAGAUGAAGCUCGGUUUAAGCCCGAGGUUAUCCAGGAACCAGUUACCUUCCAGAGGCCAGUCUUUACAGUUCCCCUGAACAACCUUGAUAACCUUGUUGAGGACCAGCGAAAUGUUCAUCUCGAGUGCAGACUCAUUCCUGUGGGUGAUCCGACCCUAAAGGUGGAGUGGUUCUUCAAUGAUACUCCGCUGAUGGAAGGAACCCGGUUCCACCCUGUUCACGAUUUCGGCUACGUUGCUCUGGAUAUGGACUACGUGCGACCCGAGGAUACCGGUGUCUACACAUGCAGGGCGACCAAUUCCUUGGGUCAAGCUGUUACAACCUGCAUGCUCAAAAUAAGACCAAAGGCCUCCAUCCUGCGGGACUCCCUGCAGCCGCAAGGCUACGAAAAGAUUCGCCAAAUGGAGGACUUGAAGGGCCAGAAAGCCCCAGAGAAACCCGAUACUGUUUACGAAAAGCCUGUCUUUACGAGUCACCUGGUGGGUCCCGGAGAAAUUAAUGAAGGUCAGCCAGCACGAUUGGAGUGCCGUUGUGUCCCCGUUGGAGACCCCGAUCUCAAGUUCCACUGGUACGUCAACGGUGUGGAGCUUCCCAAAGGUUCAAGACUGCUUGCGAAUCAAGACUUUGGAUUCGUGACACUAGACAUCGUGUCCGGAAUUGCGGAGGACUCUGGUGUCUACAUGUGCAAGGCUGUCAACAAAGCGGGAGAGGCUGUCACUUCUACGUCGCUCCGGGUGAAAGGUCGAGCCGGGGUCCUUCUGGAUUCACAUCAUCCAGAGGCUUACAAACAGACACAGAAGUUUGAGUAUGACUCCAGCCGCAUUCCAGAAACCUGGAGUCAGGAAAAACCCAAAGUUCAUCCAGUGUUUGUGCAGCAUCUUAACAACAUCGAAGGUGCUGUGGAAGGUCACUACAUCCGAAUCGAGGGCAGGAUUGAGCCUACCAACGAUGAGAAGCUGAAGGUCACGUGGUUUAAGAAUGGAAAGACCCUGGUUAUGGGUACCAGAAUCAAGCCAACAUACGACUUUGGUUUGGUUUCGCUGGACAUUUCGAGCGCCAGGCCAGAUGAUUCUGGCAUCUACACCUGCAAGGCAACCAACGAAGUUGGCGAAGCCAUCUCGACAUGCACCAUCAAAGUCGAAGGUCGGGAAAAUAUUAUUCUCACUUCGCAACAUCCUGAUGCCCUUCCUAAACUACGACAACUGGAGGAAUAUGUGCGACCAGACACGUCAGUGCCAGAGCCAGACUACGAAGGGCCAGUGUUUGUCACCCAUCUCAACAACUUGGAAAUACGUGAAGGAGCGCCAGCCCAUCUUGAGUGUCGCGUUGAGCCCUCUAAGGACCCAACACUUAAGGUCGAGUUCCUCAAGAACAACAAGCCAUUACCAGCCGGAACCAAGUACAAUGUCAACAAUGACUUCGGAUUUGUCACGCUGGACAUCGGGCACACCUUCCCAGACGACUCUGGCAUCUACACCUGUCGGGCACGCAACGCAAAAGGCGAAGCAGUUACCACGGGCUCUGUCAAAGUUCAAGGGAAAAGCGGGGUGCUUUUGGACACCCUUCAUCCAAUGGGCCAGCAGGGACUCUCUAAAGUCCAAGAGCUGGAAACGGCUUACAUGUCAAGAUAUGAGCCACCUUCUGAAGAAGCCGAGAAGGUCUUCCCCCGUCCCGUGUUCGUGGUUCCUCUUGAGCCUAACUUCUCCGUGCAAGAAGGCAGUCCUCUAGCUCUCGAGUGCAAAGUGGAGCCUGCAGCGGACCCCAAACUCAAGGUUGAAUGGUUCCUCAAUGGCAAGCCACUGGCUCCCGGAUCAAGGUACACCGUGAGCCACGAUUUCGGCUUUGUCGUGCUGGCUUUGACCGAUUUCUGGGGAAGAGACGCUGGGGUGUAUACUUGUCGAGCGAGCAACGACGCUGGAGAAGCCUUCACCACCACGACUAUCACGUGUCUUAGCAAAAGGGGUGUCCAGGAAGACACCCUACAUCCGGAGGGUCGCAAGGGCCUGGAGUCAAUCCAGAAUCUGGAAGACUCCCUCACGAGGGCUCCUGAAGUUCCUCAAGAAGACACUACCGGCCAGCCGCCGGUGUUCACGUCACAAUUUGUCAACCUAAAGGACCUCAACGAAGGUGAUAUCGCUCACUUCGAGGCAACGUUGACGCCGGUCGGAGAUCAGACGAUGCAAGUGGAGUGGUUCUUCAGGGGAAAACCCCUCAAGGCUGGACAUCGCAUCAGGACGGUACAUGCCUUCGGGAUGGUAGUGCUCGAGAUCCUAGGUGCCGUUGUGGAAGACUCUGGGCGAUACACGUGUCGGGCCACCAACAAAUGGGGCAAGGCCGAGGUGACAGUUGACUUGGAAUGCACUGACAAGACCAAGGGCCAGCGACCACAGUUCACGACACAGCUGCAGAACCUGGUCGGGUUAAAGGAAGGAAACAGUGCUCAUAUGGAGUGCCAUCUAAUUCCCGUCGGAGACCCUGACAUGAAAGUAGAAUGGUACAGGAACUCCCAACCACUUCGGGAUAGUUCACGCAUCAAAACGCUCAGCGACUUUGGUUAUGUUGUGAUGGACAUCUCCUUCGUGCACGCCGAAGAUUCCGGUGAUUACGUAUGUGUGGCAACCAACAAGUAUGGCUCUGACGCCACGAAGUGUACCAUCCAAUGCGAGGGCACAGGAAAGAUCUUCAGGGAGUCACUGCAACCCCAAUCGCUUGACAAAAUUGCAGAACUUGAAGGCCACGCUGCUCAAACCAGGACUCACACUGUGAUGGAGGCAACGCGGCUGCAGCCACCAAAGUUCGUGACGCAACUGAACAGUAUCACCAAUCUGUCAGAAGGACAGAGUGCCCACUUCGAGUGCCAAUUGGUGCCCGUGAAUGAUCCCGACUUGACAGUGGAAUGGUAUUUCAACGGACAACUUCUGCGGUCAGGUCAUCGGUUCCGCACGUUCCAUGAUUUCGGCAUUGUCAUCCUGGACAUUCUUUACUGCUAUGGAGAAGACUCUGGCGAAUGGGUCUGUAAGGCAACAAACAAGCUCGGGUCCGACGUCACGCGAGCCACGAUUGCAUGCAAAUCCAAGAGCUCUUUGAUUUUGACACCUCAACUACCACCGGAAAUGGCAUCCGGGACACAGAGCAUCAUCGCUCUGGAAGAAAGCCUCUACAGAACAUCCGCAGCCAUGGAGCCUGAGGUUCACGCUGAAGCUCCUCGCUUCACAGUUCCUCUCAGUAACGUUGACGAUCUGAGAGAAGGCGAUAAUGCUCACCUGGAGGCACGACUGACGCCAACAGAUGAUCCUGACUUGACUGUGGAAUGGUUCAAAAACAACAUGCCACUUAUGUCAGGAACAAGGAUACGGACCAUCAACGAUUUCGGAUUUGUGGUGUUGGAGAUGAGUCCUGUAUACCCUGAGGAUUCUGGAGUAUACUCCUGCCGCGCAAGGAACCGAUUUGGAGAGGCUGUCACAACGUGCACCCUGAAAUGCCAAGGAAAACGCAGUAUCAUUUUGGAAACUCAACUGCCUGAAUCAAUGACAACUGGUAUUGAAAAGCUCGCCAAGUUCGAGGAGGUUUCUUCAGCCAGAAUUGGGGAGACCUGGAGUGACAAAGAAAUCUCUCAGCCACCCAAAUUCGUGACCACACCCACAGAUCUCACACUAGGAGAAAACUCUCUUGCUCAUUUUGAGUGCAGAUUGACCCCUGUUGGAGACCCAACUCUAAGAGUUGACUGGUAUCAUAACGGCCGACCUCUUGUCACUGGCUCCCGAGUGAAGACGAUCAGCGAUUUUGGCUACGUGAUACUUGAGGUUGCCGGUGUCUACCCACGUGACUCCGGUGUUUACACCUGCAGAGCUGUAAACAAGGCUGGAGAAGCUUCGGUGUCCUGCAAGCUGGACGUGAAAGGAAAGCACUCAAUCGUCAUGGAGCCGCAGCUGCCGCACGAAUUUCGAUCCGGUUAUGAAAGUAUUCAGAAGCUGGAGGAAUCGAUGUAUAGGACGGAGGAUAAAAUCUUCGACGAUGACAAGAAGGAGCCGCCAAAGUUCCUGACACAGAUCCAGUCCCUCCUUGACAAGGUGGAAGGCGACAGCGCUCACUUUGAAUGCAAACUUGUCCCAGUCGGAGAUCCCAACAUGAAAGUGGAAUGGUUCCUCAACGGCCGCCCUCUGGUCACAGGCACUCGCGUGCACACCAUCGACGACUUCGGGUUUGUGGUACUCGACAUCGACUGGCUCUUCCCUCGUGACUCGGGAGAGUUCAUGUGCCGGGCUACGAAUCGCUGGGGCUCAGACACUACCAAGGCAACGCUCAAGAUAAAAGCCAAGAAGGAUAUUAUCAUGGAUAGUCAGCUGCCAGAAGGAAUGAGUAUGGACAAGCUCCGUGAUCUGGAAUAUCCGGUUGUACAUGAGCAACCUCAGAAAGAUGAAGAAGUGGUAAUGCCGAGAUUCAUAACCCAAAUUCAACCACAAGAAAACCUUAACGAGGGUGACUCUGCACAUUUCGAGUGCCGUUUAGAACCUGUCAACGACCCAAAGUUGAGGGUCGAGUGGUACCAUAAUGGACAACCCUUGCGAUCAGGACAUCGGUUCAAAACCACUCAUGAUUUCGGAUUCGUCGCCUUGGACGUCCUGUACGUGUACCCUGAGGACUCUGGGACGUACGUUGCUCGUGCUGUCAACGACGUUGGCGAGGACAACACUCAGGCAACGCUCAAGUGCAUCGGAAAACCGAGGCUGGACUACAGAACUCAACUGCCAAAGGAUAUGAAGGAUGGUGUACGAAAGAUUGCUGAGAUGGAAGCUUCCUGGCAGCGCACGGAGUCACAAGAGGAAGUUCCGGAAGAACAGUGUGCUCCCCAGUUCAUCAUGAAACCUGAACCUCAAACUGUGGUGGAGGGAGAGUGGGCCAAAUUCCAGUGCAGAGUCAUGGGCCACCCGAAGCCAAGACUUAUCUGGGUCCUGAACGGGCACACAGUUAUAUCUGGUUCAAGGUAUAAGCUGACCUACGACGGCAUCUACCAUCUCGACAUACCCAAGAGCAGACAGUACGACCAGGGCAAGGUUGAGGUAUUUGCAAGAAACUUCUGCGGAGAGGCCUAUUGCUUUACAACCCUUGAAGUUCGGCCCAAGCAUGACGACUACCGAGCUGUUCUAAAGCACUCUCCUAGGCCCUGGUACGACCAAGACGUAAAGUCAUACCAGAAGUACCGCCAUGAGACCGAACUGCAGAGGGUAUUCGAGGAGAAACUCACGCCAGGCGGCACCAAAAUUGAUGUCUGGAAAACUGAAGCAAGUACUGAGGGAGAACACCAAAAGAUAAAGCAGCGUCUCGAAGAGGAAGAGCUGGAAAAACUGAAGCCCAAAGUAGAACGAUUCAAGACGGACUCCAUUUAUUACGAUGCCAGAACUGGGGAGAAGAAAGUGGAGACUGGAAGCCAGGCGCAAUACAUGGCCAAGUACUUCGAAACUGAAGCGGAAAAGCAGCAGCGCAUCGGCACUGCUCCGGAAUCCAUGGUACAAGGUCGGGAGGUGCACGUGACGACUCAGAAACAGACCCAAAAAGAACAGCAGGGAGACUUGGAGAUCACCCGGAAAAAGACGCUCACCGAAACUCUCGAACAGGAACACAAGGGAGUUACAAAGGAGAAGCGCGUUCAGGGUCCCGUGCAAGAAUCCAAGGCUCCGGUGUUCACCAAGAAAAUCCAGCCCUGCAGGGUUGAUGAAGGACAGGGAGCCAAGUUUCAGUGCACAUUCACGGGCCAGCCUUCUCCCAAAAUUACUUGGUUCAGGGAGAACUUCCCCAUCCAGCCAUCUCAAGACUUCCAAAUUGUGACGACGGAUACCACGUCCACCCUGAUUAUCCGAGAGGUUUAUCUGGAGGAUUCCGGAGUGUUCUCCGUGAAAGCCGAAAACCGCGGAGGAUCUGCUAAGUCGUCGGCCAACCUCGUCGUUGAAGAACGUCGUGAGCAGCGUAGUGGAGUGGCACCACCCAACUUCACGAAGACCAUCCAGGACGUGUCAGUGAAAGCUGGAAAGUUGGUUCGUCUGGACGCCAAGGUGUCAGGAUCCAAGCCAUUUGAUGUUUACUGGCUCAAGAACGGUAAGAAGGUGACUCCGGAUGUCUCUCAUAAGAUCAUCGAGGAAGAGAACCAGUACACCUUGCUUAUCCUGGAAGCGCAAGUCGAAUCUGAUUCCGGCAGUUACGAGUGUGUGGCGAUCAAUUCUGCUGGAGAAGCCCGCUGUCAAGCUCACGUAUUAGUAGAAGGUGCCAAACCAAAGACACCACCGACAAGCCCUAAAGAUGCACCCGGAGGAGAUGCCAAGCCGCCAACUGUCACGGAGCCCCUGAAACCACUUGCCGUCAAGGAGGGACAGAGCGCCGUGUUUCGGUGCAAAAUUCCAGCCGUACCAGGAGCUCAAGUGAAGUGGUACAGAGGAGACCAACUAGUCAAGCAAUCCCGAUACUUCAGGAUGUCACAGGAGAAUAAUUUGUUUACCCUCAAGAUCUCCGAGGCUUUCCCCGAAGACGAAGGAGAAUACAAAUGUGUCGCCACAAAUCCAGCAGGAACCGUUUCCACAAGUGCCAAUCUCAAAGUCAUCGUGCCUGAGCUGAACGAAGUGCCUCCGUCGGUGACUCCCCUGGCCGACCUGACUGUGCCUGAAGGAUCGCCAGCUCGAUUUGUAACAUCCCUGGGUGGGGUGCCGCCUCCCAAGGUCAUCUGGGUCCGGGAGGGACACGUCAUCAAGCAGUCCCGCGACUUCCAGAUGACCCAGGAUCAGGGGUCAGCAUCCCUGGUCAUCAGGCAUACUUAUCCCGAGGACGAAGGCGUCUACACCUGCCGUGCUACCAACGCUUCCGGUCAAGCCGAGACCUCAGCCCGACUUACCGUGCAACGCAAGAUGCCCUCGCAGGAGCAAGCCCGUGCCAUGGGCCCACAAGGGAGGGCGCCAGAGAUCACCAAGCAACCCGAGUCGCGUUCUGCCAAGCCUGGGCAUCGAGUGACCUUCGAGGCCAGUGCAACAGGCUCGCCUGCUCCUGACAUCCUGUGGUACAAAGACGGUCGCCCAGUGAGUUCUGGCGACGGGGACGUGGUUAUCACCACGACCACUCAAGAAGAAGUCACUACCACCACCCUCACCAUAAACCGAGUGACUGUGGAAGAUGCUGGGAGGUACAUCUGUGUUGCCAGAAACUGCUGGGGCCGAGCAGACAGCACCAGGGCCAUUUUAGAAGUUAAAGGCGGUAAAGAACCUCCACGGUUCAUUGAGCUCUUAGAGCCCGUUGCAGCUACAGACGGGUCCACCGUGGUUUUACGCUGCGUCGUUGUUGGCUCUCAGCCUAUACAGGUGAAGUGGUUCCAGAACAGGCGCGACGUGAAGAAUGCACAGGACUUCCAGAUGCAUUACGACGCUCAAAGUGGCUCGGUGACUCUGACCAUCACGGAAAUAUAUCCCGAUGACCAAGGACUCUACACGUGCAAAGCAUUCAACGAGUACGGGCAGGACGAGACUUCUGCGCCUGUUACCGUGACGGAUCUCGAGCUGCUGGGUGGGGUGUCCGAUGUCUCCGUGCAGCCUCGCUUCGUACGCCCCUUGCGACCCAUGGUUUUCCCUGAAGGCGAGCCUGCAAGAUUGAGCGUGGAGGUUCAUGCUGUGCCUAAUCCAGACUUUCACUGGUACUUCGAAGGAAAAGUUCUCAAGUCAUCGCGCGACUUCCUGGUGACAUCGGAAGGACUUAAAAGUUCACUCGUCAUUGCCGAACUGUUUCCCGAAGACUCUGGCCCUUACGAAUGCAGGGCUCAAAAUACAGCGGGACGGGCGACGACUUCGGCCAACCUUCGUGUGCUGCAGGAGCAGUCACUGCCGACAUCGCCAGUCACGAAAGUAGGCCCUUACGUAGAGACCAAGGAGUUUGGGCCAGAUAUGUUUCCGGAAGAAGCCACGCAGCUCAGACCGCCGACUUUCAUCAGAACGUUGGUUUCACAAACGGUCCCAGAAGGAUCCCCGGUGACGUUUGUCGGAGAAGUGACCUCUUUCCCAGAUGUGGUAUCUUUCACCUGGUACCUCAAUGGAAAGGCAAUAAAGUCUUCACGGGACUUCCAGAUCUACAAUGAAGGCAAUCGGACCACCCUUAAAAUUAGCGAGGUUUUCACCGAUGACGCCGGAACGUUCUCGGUCACGGCCGAAAAUCCAGUUGGCAUUGCAAGCUCCAAAGCGAAGCUCAUCGUAGAAGCGGAGCCCAGUGAUGGGGAAGCCAUGGAGGCACCACGGUUCCUAACAGAACUCGCCCCCGUGACUGUGAUGGACGGCGGCGAAGCCAAGCUUUCUGUCUACGUUACUGGGAAACCACAGCCACGAGUUACCUGGGUGCACAACGACCGAGAAGUCAAAGAAAAUUCUGACGUCUGGACAACGCAAAGGACAGAUGGCUACUGCGAGCUGUUCAUUUCGGAGGCGUUCCCCGAGGACAUGGGCGAGUAUAUCUGUAAGGCGGUCAAUGUGGCUGGAACGGCAACCACCCGAGCCCACGUUCACGUAGAAGCCUAUGAGUAUGUCCCCGACUCUGAAGUGGCCUCAGCAACCUACGAUACACCCGGCGCAGCCCAUACUCACGACCACACUCAGGACGACUCUUACAACACCCUGGAUACUAUGCCAAGUGUGUCUGAAAUGGAUGAGUCGGACAUGGAGAAGAUACCCGAUCUCCCAAGGGACGAUGGGCGACCACCACGAAUACCAACUGACAAGCACAAACCGAGGAAAUCGACACACAAGCGCCGGAAAAAGAAAACAUCUCGCGACUCGACAACCGUUCCGCCGGAAGCUAUACCACGCUGUUACUCGCCCGUUCAGCCUUGGGAGCGGGGACGUCGAAAAACGUCCGACCCAGGAACGGCGCCUCUUGUGGUUGUGCCCUUAGAAGACGUCAUCGUGCCGUUGGGUCAGCCGGCCACGUUGGACUGCAAGGCUGUUGGAAUGCCCAAGCCAAAGAUAACCUGGUAUCGGGACGGCAUACCCAUCAAGCACUCGCCAGAAUACCACAUCUACUACGACACCCAGGGAGUAACGUCGCUCACCAUAGCCCACACAGAGCAAGACGAUUUUGCUGAAUAUGUUGUAGAAGCGAAGAACCGCUACGGAAUAGAUACAACACGUGCAGAGUUGAUUCAACUGGAUCUAAAUUCAAUGAGACCCAUGAGGAGAAUUCCGAAGUCCGAUCACCGACUCAGCCUGGAUUUCAAAAGCAUGCGGCCACGGUUUGAGGUUCCACUCCAGGGCACAUACUGCAAACCCCUGGGUUUCCCGGUGACGCUCGAGUGCACAGUGAGGGGCCGACCCAAACCCACGGUCACGUGGUACCACAACGGCCUCCUCAUUGAGCCGAGCCCCGUGUACAAGGUCACCCUCCUCAGCGACAAAUCCAUGCUUCACAUCACAGAAAUGAUGCCUGCCACUCAGGGUCACUACGUGUGCAAGGCUGUCAAUGAUGCUGGCGAGAAGGUCACGGAAUGCUACCUUCACGCUGGAGAACCUGAGGAGCACAAACCAGAAGAUGACCAAUCGGUUCCAGAGGAGCCAAAGCAAUACAAGGUUCCUGGAUUUCUCCAAACGAAGCCCUCUAGGAGGAAGUACUCCGAUGAUGAUUAUCAGAGCUUAGAAUCAGAGUCGGAGCUCAGUUUCAAGGAAACUAUUGCACCGCAGAUCCGCAAGAUAUCCAGGCCGCCUAAAGAAUCUCCUCCUCCAGAGAAAACCGAAAAAACAGCGAAGGAAGCGGCUAUAGAAUUUCUUACAACUGUUCUAAGGCCAACUUGGCCAUUUACCUUAUUUGGAUCUACGUCUCCAAAGCCUGAGUCGGUGUCGACUGAUGCAGACCAAAGUGAACUUGACCGACCCUCAGACACUGAACCCAGUGGACUUUCAAAGCCACCAAGACGAGAGCCAGGCUGGCCCACAAGACCAUCCGACACUGACCAGGCAUUCCCGAUAACCCAAGAAGCAACUCAACCUGAAAGACCUCGUGGAAAAGAGCCUCUUCGGGGACGGGAAGCCACGCAACCUGAAACAAUUCCUCCAUGGCGUCCGGACAGCAGGAUUCCGAAAAGCGGAGAAGUUCAACCAGAACAACCUCUUGAACCUGAAGGACUUGUACCUCCUCGCAAAGGUGCCCGCAAACCUCCGACAGGACGAAAAACGCCGACCCCCACUUCAGAUACGUCUGAGAGAGCACCCAUAACCGACGAGUUCGUCAAGUGGAAACCAGGACGGAGAAGAACAUCGGAACCCGGAAUGCCACCCAAGUUUUUGGCACCCAUGGAAGACGUGGAGGUCAUUGCGGGCUAUCCUGCAACUCUUGACUGUCGGGCAGUUGGAGUUCCAAAGCCCAAAAUCACGUGGUACAAGCAGGGACAACCCGUAAAAUACUCUCCAGAAUGCAGUCUUUACUAUGACACAGAAGGAAACUGCUCGCUCACAAUUCACAGGACUACACCCGAAGACUUUGGGGACUUCUUGUGCGAGGCCAAAAAUAAGUAUGGUGUGGAGGUCACUGAAGCUGAACUGGUUCAGAUAGAUAUGAAAUCUAUGCUCCCUAUGCGAAAGACACCGAAAAGGGACAACAAGCUCAGUCUUGAGUUUGUGCCAAUGAAGCCGCGGUUUGAGCUACCACUUGUCGGGGAAGUGCGGCAGCGCCUAGGCAUGCCAGUGACUCUUGAGUGUGUGGCGAGAGGGCGACCGCAGCCCGAGGUGAAGUGGUACCACGAGGACAUCCUCAUACGCCCUGAAGACUCCGGAGGCCGUACAUACAAUGUUACUAUUCUGAACGACAAGACAAUGCUUCAUAUUCUGGAGGUCAAUGAAAGCACAAAAGGAUUGUACAUCUGCAAGGCUACCAAUGAGGCUGGAGAAAGAACAACUGAAUGUCUUAUCACGAUCGGAGAACCUUUGGAAGCAAAAGCACCAAAGCAGCCGUUUCCUACUGAACCCACAGAAGGAACAUCGACUGAGGACACUGUUUUCCUGCUACCAUCUCGGCCUGAUAAAUACCGAGUCAAGACACCAGAUAAAAUGAGCGGAACUGAAGACGACUUUGUAGUGGUGGAACCCAUUGGACCUGCGCAAUUUGAGGAAGACCUCACUCACCUGGAGGCCACGCAGUUUCUAACAAAGCAAGAAGAAGUCCACUUACAAAAAGAGUACACAGUGCAUGAAGUGACGGAACAAGAGGUAACAGAAAUCAGUGUUAAGAAGAAGGAGAAACCUUUCAGUGUCAUAGAAAAGCAAAAACGUCCAAAAGAGGAUAUGCCUGAAGAAGAGCAACUUCCAGAAUUCAUCGGCAAGGUUCUAAAGCCCGUACCUCGCUAUGCAAGGCCUGUCCAAGAGGAGAAAACCGAAGAUGAAUUAACUCUAAAAAUACCUAAAAAGCAAGAGCCUGAAAAGGACACUGAGCAUUUCCCUGCAGAAGAGGGGGUUCCAGAGUUUGUGAGGAAAGUGUUAAAACCGACACCCCGCCCUCGCAUUCAAGAAGAAAAAACCAAAGAAGAACCUGGAAUUCCGCAGGAAGAAGUACCAGACUAUGACACCAGCAAGAGACCAGAAGAAAUAACCAAAGAUGUAUACAGAAAACCAAUUCCCCAGGAAAUAAAGGAGCCUUUUGUAAAAGUAGGCGAUAGUACGAUUCGGGAUGUGCCCUCAGAAGAAGAGCUUCCGGAAUUCGUUAAAAAGGUUUUGAAACCAAUACCACGUCCUCAGAGGCCUGUUCAAAAAGACAAGGUAGAAGAAGAUAUUAGAGAGGACAUACCCCAACGUGUUCCUGAAUAUUAUGAACCAACAAAACGUGAAGAAAUACCACAAUAUAUUCCGAAAAGAGAUAAACCGCAAGAAACAAUAAAGCCGCCAACAAAAGAAGACAGUGUCACUCAAGCUAUGCCUCCAGAGGAGGAAAUUCCUGAGUUUGUUAGAAAAGUAUUGAAGCCCAUUCCUCGAGUUUCAAGGUCCCUUGAAGAGGAAAAAGCUGACGAGGUAGUUGAAGAUGAUACAAGAAUAAAACCUCAAGAAAAACCAGAGGAUGUUUCCGAGAAGCCAACAUUCCAAAAAACCUUUCAGCCUUUCGUGCCUAUCGAAUCUAAGCCAGCAGAGGAGGAACCUCCAGAAUUUAUUACGAAACUUUUGAAACCCACACCUCGCUACCAGAGACCUGUUCAAGAAGUGAAAGAGGAGACUACGCCAGACGAAGAACAACCUGAAUACGUUGCAGAAAAGAUACCCCAAGUAUUACACGACGAUCUUAGAAAGCAACCUGAAACCGAAGAAAAACGGAAGCCUUUCAUGCCCAAAGAGGGUAUAUCGGUUGAAGAGGUGCCUGCAAAAACAAAAAUUUCCAAGGCUCCUACAGUGGAGGAGCCUCAAAUUCCCGAAUUUUUAACAAAAACCUUAAAGCCUACAACCAAGUUCCAGACAAAGAAAAUAAUUGAAACUGUUGAAGUUACUGAGCUUCGGAAAAUAACUGUUCGGUCUGCGGAAACAAAAUUACUGCCACAGGAAGAUAUCCCUCGGGAACAAACAGUUACGUUAGAACUCAUGAAACCAAAAGUAGUAGAGAGGCUAGCCGAGAGUCAUGAAAUUAAAGAAAGAGAGAUUCUAGACACAGUGAAAGACAAAACAGAAACUGAAUAUAAAACAGAAGAUAUUCGCGAGGAAACUGAAACCCUUGAACUCAAAAGGUUGCCGAAGCCCAAGAGACCUAAGAAAAAGGCAAAGCCUACUGAAGAAGAAUCUCCUUCCGAGGAGAUCACAGAAUCGGUUGUGGAUCUGGAAUCCAGGGCGCGCCCCAAAGAGCCACUCGAAGAGAAGCCUAAAAAGGUUACCAUCGACGAUGUCACUAUUUGGAAGCAGAAAGAAGAACCUCGAGAAAUUACCACCGAAGCAGCCGAAAUUCCAGACAUUGUUGAUGUGAAAACUCGGAAGACAACUGAGAUAACCACAGAUACUCGGGAAAGGCCAAAGGAGAUUACGGAGCUGGAAUAUGAGACAGAAGAACUUCGUGAAGAAACUGGAACUGUGGAGCUCAAACAGAUGCCAAAGCCAAAGAAGCCAAAGAAAAAAAUAAAACUGACCGGCGAAGAAUCACUUCUCGAAGAAUUUACGGAGCAGGACGUGGAUUUAGAAUCCCGGGCACGCCCCAAAAAGCCACUCAAAGAGAAGCCCAAAGAGGUUGUCAUCGCAGAUGUGGCUAUUCGAAAAGAUAAAGAAAAGCCUCGAGAAAUUACCACCGAAUCAACUGAAGUUCCAGAUGUUGUUGAGGUGAAAACUAAGAAGACAACAGAAAUAACCACAGAUGCUCGGGAACGGAAAAAAGAGAUUACGGAGCUGGAAUAUGAAACACAAGAACUUCGUGAAGAAACCGAAACACUGGAGCUCAAACGGAUACCAAGGCCAAAGAAGCCCAGGAAAACGACGACUGAAAAAGAAUCUCCUGUUGAAGAGGUAGCAGAGCAGGUCAAAUAUCUGGAAUCUCUGGUGCGCCCAAAAGAACCAGUCGAAGAGGAGCCUCGAGAUGAUGAGAAACCCACGGAAGUUGUUACUAUAGAAGAAGUCACAAUUCAAAAAGAAAAAGAAAAACCUCGCAAGGUUGACGUUCAGGCAACAGAAGUUCCUGAUAUCGUCGAUGUGACAACUCUUAAGACAGCAGAGAUAACAACAGAGGCUCGAGAAACACCGAAAGAUAUAGUUGAACUUCAGUAUGAGACUGAAGAACUUUGUGAAGAAACACAAACUGUGGAUCUGAAACCUAUACCGAAGCCAAAGAAACCUAAAAAGAAGGAAAAGCCAGUUGAAGAUGAGACUCCUCUUGCAGAAGAAGUGAGUGACCAGUCUGUAGAACUCGAAUCAAGGUCCCGUCAUAAGGAGACGCCAGAGGAGUAUGAGAAAACCACAAUUAAAUUUGAGAUUCUUAAAAAGAAGAAAGAACCCCAUGAGAUCACAGUAGAAGCAACAGAAACACCAGACAUUACUGAUAUCACCACUCGGAAAACUCGAGACAUUAUCAUUGAAACAAGAGAGACUCCACUUGAAGUAACAGAGGUGGAGUACACAACCGAAGAUAUCAAACAGGAGACAAAAACUGUCGAGCUCAAAGAGGUUCUGAAACCAAAGAAACCAAAGAGAAAAUCCAAACCGAAGGAAGAAGUGCCGCAAGAGGAAGAGGCGGUUGAGCAAGUGGUUGAGUUGGAAUCUCGUGCUGUUCCAAAGGAAGAAAUACCUGAAGAAGACAAGCUUCAAAAGGAGGAAGAGGUAUCAAUUGAAGAAAUUGUCAUUGAGAAGAAGAAAAAGCCACGCAAAAUAACAACCGAAGCUGUCGAAGUGCCUGAUAUUGGAGAUGUCACUACGACAGAAACUCGGGAAGUUAUCUUAGAGAGUAAAGAAAUGCCACGUGAUGUGACUGUAGUGGAAUAUAUAACUGAAGAUACUCAUGAAGAGACGGAGACCUUGGAGUUGAUGCAGGCACCUAAAGCAAAGAAACCCAAAAAGAAGACAAAAGUGGAAGAAGAAUCUCCUCUUAUAGAAGAGGUUACCGAGCAAACGGUGCAGCUUGAGUCUCGUGGUCGACCAAAAGAAAUGCCUCAGGAGUUUGAGGAAAUUAAAGUGGAGGAAAUCACACUUCUUACAAAAGAAGAGACUCCUCGAGUUAUCACCGUAGAAUCAACAGAGACACCUGAUAUCACUGAUAUCACUACUCGGGAAACUCGAGACAUUACAAUUGAAACAAGAGAAACUCCACUUGAAGUAACAGAGGUGGAGUACAUAACACAAGAUAUCAGAGAAGAGACAGAAACUGUUGAGCUCAAAGAGGUUUUGAAACCAAAGAAACCAAAGAAAAAAACCAAACCGAAGGAAGAAGUGCCGCGAGAGGAAGAGGCGGUUGAGCAAGUGGUUGGGUUAGAAUCUCGUGCCGUUCCAAAGGAAGAAAUACCUGAAGAAGAGAAGCCUCAAAAGGUGGAAAAGAUGUCAAUUGAAGAAACUGUCAUUGAGAAAAAGAAAAAGAAGCCACGCAAGAUAACAACCGAAGCUACUGAAGUUCCUGAUAUCGGAGAUGUCACCACGACUGAAACUCGGGAAGUUAUCCUAGAGAGUAAAGAAAUGCCUCGUGAUGUGACUGUAGUCGAAUAUAUAACUGAAGAUACUCAUGAAGAGACCAAAACAUUGGAGUUGAUGCAGGCACCUAAAGCGAAGAAACCAAAAAAGAAGACCAAAGUGGAAGAAGAAUCUCCUCUUAUAGAAGAGGUUACCGAGCAAACGGUGCAGCUUGAGUCUCGUGGUCGACCAAAAGAAAUGCCUCAGGAGUCUGAGGAAAUUAAAGUGGAGGAAAUCACACUUCUUACAAAAGAAGAGACUCCUCGAGAGAUCAUUGUAGAAUCAACAGAGACACCAGAUAUUACAGAUAUCACUACUCGGAAAACUCGAGACAUUAUCAUUGAAACAAGAGAAACUCCACUUGAAGUAACAGAGGUGGAAUACACAACAGAAGAUAUCAGAGAAGAGACAGAAACUGUCGAGCUCAAAGAGGUUUUGAAACCAAAGAAACCAAAGAAAAAAACCAAACCGAAGGAAGAAGUGCCGCAAGAGGAAGAGGUGGUUGAGCAAGUGGUUGAGUUGGAAUCUCGUGCUGUUCCAAAGGAAGAAAUACCUGAAGAAGACAAGCUUCAAAAGGAGGAAGAGGUAUCAAUUGAAGAAAUUGUCAUUGAGAAGAAGAAAAAGCCACGCAAAAUAACAACCGAAGCUGUCGAAGUGCCUGAUAUUGGAGAUAUCACCACGACUGAAACUCGGAAAGUUAUUUUAGAAAGCAAAGAAAUGCCACGUGAUGUGGCGGUAGUGGAAUACAUAACUGAAGAUACUCAUGAAGAGACAGAAACCCUGGAGUUGAUGCCGGCACCUAAAGCUAAGAAACCAAAAAAGAAGACAAAAGUGGAAGAAGAGGUUCCUAUUGCUGAAGAGGUUAUCGAGCAAACGGUAGAGCUUGAGUCUCGUGGUCGACCAAAAGAAAUGCCUCACGAGCUUAAGGAAAUUACACUGGAGGAAAUCACACUUCUUAAAAAAGAAGAGAUUCCUCGGGAAAUCACCGUAGAAUCAACAGAGACACCGGAUAUUGCUGAUAUCACCACUCGGGAAACUCGAGACGUUAUAAUGGAAACAAGAGAAACUCCACUUGAGGUGACAGAGGUGGAGUACAGAACAGAAGACAUCAGAGAAGAGACAGAAACUGUCGAGCUCAAAGAGGUUUCGAAACCAAAGAAACCAAGGAAAAAAACCAAACCGAAGGAAGAAGUGCCGCAAGAGGAAGAGGCGGUUGAGCAAGUGGUUGACUUGGAAUCUCGCGCUGUUCCAAAGGAAGAAAUACCUGAAGAGAAGCCUCAAAAGACGGAAGAGGUAUCGAUUGAAGAAAUUACCAUUGAGAAGAAGAAAAAGAAGCCACGCAAGAUAACAACCGAAGCUGUCGAAGUACCUGAUAUUGGAGAUGUCACCACAACUGAAACUCGGGAAGUUAUCUUAGAAAGCAAAGAAAUGCCACGUGAUGUGGCGGUAGUGGAAUACAUAACUGAAGAUACUCAUGAAGAGACAGAAAUACUGGAGUUGGUUCAGGCACCUAAAGCAAAAAAACCAAAAAAGAAGACCAAAGUGGAAGAAGAAUCUCCUCUUAUAGAAGAGGUUACCGAGCAAACGGUGCAGCUUGAGUCUCGUGGUCGACCAAAAGAAAUGCCUCAGGAGUUUGAGGGAAUUAAAGUGGAGGAAAUCACACUUCUUACAAAAGAAGAGACUCCUCGAGAAAUAACUGUAGAAUCAACAGAGACACCUGAUAUUACUGAUAUCACUACUCGGGAAACUCGAGACAUUAUCAUUGAAACAAGAGAAACUCCACUUGAAGUAACAGAGGUGGAGUACAUAACCCAAGAUAUCAGAGAAGAGACAGAAACUGUCGAGCUCAAAGAGGCUUUGAAACCAAAGAAACCAAAGAAAAAAACCAAACCGAAGGAAGAAGUGCCGCAAGAAGAAGAGACGGUUGAGCAAGUGGUUGAGUUGGAAUCUCGUGGUGUUCCAAAGGAAGAAAUACCUGAAGAAGACAAGCUUCAAAAGGAGGAAGAGGUAUCAAUUGAAGAAAUUGUCAUUGAGAAGAAGAAAAAGCCACGCAAAAUAACAACCGAAGCUGUCGAAGUGCCUGAUAUUGGAGAUAUCACCACGACUGAAACUCGGAAAGUUAUUUUAGAAAGCAAAGAAAUGCCACGUGAUGUGGCGGUAGUGGAAUACAUAACUGAAGAUACUCAUGAAGAGACAGAAACCCUGGAGUUGAUGCAGGCACCUAAAGCUAAGAAACCAAAAAAGAAGACAAAAGUGGAAGAAGAGGCUCCUCUUAUUGAAGAGGUUACCGAGCAAACGGUGGAAAUGGAAUCUCUUGUUCGGCUAAAGAAGAAACCGGAAGAAACAACAGAAAUCAUUGUUGAAGAGCAAACCACCCUUAAGGAAGAAAUACCUCGCGAAAUUACUCUAGAGUCAACAGAAAUGCCUCAAAUAACUGACAUAACUACUAGAGAUAUUCAUGAUAUUGUCAUAGAUGCUAGGGAAAUACCUCACGAAAUAACGGAAGUCGAAUACAAGACAGACAUAGUUGAAGAAACUGAAAUGGAGCUCCAACGACCGCUGAAACUAAAAACGCCUAAAAAGAAAACAAAACGAAAGGAAGAGGAGAGUGUUGUAGAGCUAACCAAGGAAGUUGUAAUUACAAGGACAAAAACAGAGCGACAUGAGCACAAGCCUGAGUAUUCUGAGGUUACGGAAGCGCUUGUUUUAGAAGAAUUUAUUCCAGAAGAAAUUGCCCAAUCCACACAAGCGAAGAUAAACGUCGUUCCACGUCACUCAGUGGUUAUUCAAGAAGUGGAGACUAAACUCAGCACGGACGAGCUAGAAGUGGAAAAAAUGCCCAAUUUAGAAAUACCAGUGACAACAGUCUCAGAAAGUCAAGCUAUCACAGUUGAAGAAGCUGUUCCUGCUGAAAUGCCAAAGGAUGUAUUGGCCGUUGAGCAUGUUACAAGCGCAGCUUCUCGACAAUUAAUUAUGGAGGACAAACCACUGGUUGUCGAAGAAGUGACUAGCGAACAGUAUGCCCCCGAACAUCUUCCGCAAAAACAACUCAAAGACGAACAUGCCAAAACAAUCUUUGAACCUCAGCAAUCUCUGGAGAUUAUAGAAGCAUCAGCUGAAUACCAGCCCGUGGAAUUAGAACAACUGCAAACUCAUGUGCGCGAGACAACGUUAGGAUUUUUGAGAGAUCAACCCAUAGCGCAAGGGGAAGCUAAAAGCGAAGAAAUGGCGCCAGAGUUCCUUUCGACCCCACACCAGAUAGCGAGGGGAGACGUUCAGCUCACACCCCAACAGCAACUUGAAGUCUUAGAAGUGGUGCCAGGAUUGACUAGUCAGGAGCUUCCCUUGAAACCUUCAGAAGAGAGAAAAGGCACCGUAACUCAUGUCGAAGAGACUCGCGAAAUAUCUAUGACAGCGGAGGAGCUUUCUACACAUUUCUCACCAGAUACCUUUCAGAAAACAAGGAUUACUGGUAGAAUCACCGAAACCACUAGAAGCAUCCCAUUUUCUGAGGAACAAGUGCUUAGUUUCGAAACUGGCGCUCCUGUCGAAACAAAAGCUCAAACGAGUAUUACUGAAGCUCCAAGAGGGGUGCCAGACGUUCAAGAAUUAACUUCGGAGUUCAUCACACCUCAACCUGAAGCAUCGCAGGUGUCUGUAUCAGAUGUCGAGUUUAUAAGAAAAGUAACAACUAGCCAAGAAAUUACCAGCGAAUUCGAAAUAUCUAAGCCAGAAGCGAUGAAAUUAAGGGUUCAGUUUACUGAACUGACACAAAAUGUACCUGAAGUUCAAGAACAAGUUUCAGAGUUUAUGCCCGAGGCGGGUGAAUCGCUUAAGCCGAAGUCUCUAAGUAUAGGAGAAGCAAAGUCCCUUGCAGGUGCACUAGAAAUAGCACCAGAGUUUGUCGAGGAGACGCCGAAGGAAAAGACGACCAUAAAGGAGUCUGUUGAUUCAAGAAAAGAGUCUCUUCUUAUUCAUGAAGCACAGACGGAAGAACAAACGCAAGAGGCAAAACUCCCGACUAUCCCAGAACAGAAGAAGGCCCUCGCUUCUCAAGUCUUGCCUUCCGAGAACCUCUCCAUUCAGGUGUCACAAGUGACACCAGGCGAUGAGACGAGUGACUUACAAGCUACUGAGCUACCUUCAGGAAAACACCUCAAAGAUUCCAUCGUGGAAGGACUGCCUAUGAUUCAUGAGGUGGCCACUGUGCUUGAAACGGCUGCCGAACUUGAAGAUGCCCCAGAUAUGACGAAACAUGCAAAACCAGUGCUGGAACAACAGCAAGGCCUUCUUGUAGAAGACGUUGUGCCAGGAACUUCUACACUAGACGUCAUGCCUACGGUCAUGCCACAGCAAAGACAAGCGGUGUCCCAAAUUCAACCACUUACUCCAUUGCAUGUUGAAGAAACUAGCGUGAAUCUGACAACGAGAACGUUAGACACCCCCACCGCCUCUGAAGCCACGGCAAAAAUAGACAUGACGGCAUCAUGGGGAGUUGAAGUAAUAGAGGCGACGCCGGUAUUGACUGAACAAGAACUCAAAACGGAAGCUCUUCAGGGCCAAGUGAUGCCGACCACCUCUAUUUCAACAAUUGAAGCUCUCGCCAUUUCAACUGUAGAAACCGCUCUAAAAGAAGCCCAACUUGCUCAACCCAAAUUUCCAGGAACCUUAAUUGCUCCAUACUCACUUUCAACUGUGGAUUCUGUGGAAGUAGUGGAAACGGAGGCCUUAACAAAAGAAACUGAACUGCAACUCGGCAAGAUACACACCACGGAAUGCAUCACCUCAUCAACGGCACCAGAGCGGCCUCUUGUUAUCUCUGAAGUUGCUUUGCUGACACGGGAGGACGUACUUAUUUCCGAGAAAGUACCGCCAGAAGUAACUGUUCAGUCGAAGAUUAUCAUGCACGAAUACCUUACGGUUUCUGAAAUGCCCGCUCUUUUUAGAGAAAGUCAGCUUCCUCCAGAGGAAGUGCUAAGUGAAACUCAAGCGCCAUUUAGUAUGCCUGCUGAGGAACACAUGAGCAUUCUUGACAUGCCUGUUUUUAUGAAAGAGGACGAGCUUACGAUCGAAAAACAUCCGCAGAGUACAAGUGCUCCAGUUACUGUGGAAACACAGCAACACAUAACCGUGGCUGAGGCUCCCAACUUCGAUAUGGAAGAAAACUUGAUACAGGAGAAAGCACCCCGGGAGCUUACGGCUGUAUCUACUUUUCCAUCGGAUCAUUCACUAGUGAUAUCCGAAAUAUCUUUAUUAAGCAAAGAAGGUGAUCUGGAAACCGAGAUGUUGCCUAAUCAAGUGGUUCUUUCUUUUAAAAUGCCGACGGAAGAAUCUGUGAAUAUUUCUGAAAAUAUUGUACUUGGGAAGGAAGAAGAACUAAAAAGUGAUCUCUUACCAAAGGAAAUUAGUGCUAAAUGUAUUGUACCUGCAGACGAAGGUAUAUCAGUUCUAGAUGUUCCAACUUUUACAAAAGAACGUGAUCUCGCAAUAAAAAAGCCACAAGAAGCUUUAGCAGAUAUAUCCCUACCAACCGAGGAAUCUGUUAGUGUCGUGCAGCAAGAUAUUUGGACAAAGGAAACAUCCUACCUUCCAGAAAAACAACCAGAAGGCGUCCUGGCGAAAAUCGAUGUACCAUCACUUGAAUCAUUAUCGAUCACCGAUACACCACUAUUACAUAAAGAAGGUCAGCUUGAUACAACUAAAUUACCAAGUGAAAUUACAGCACCUUUCACACUAAUAUGCAAGCAACACGUUUUAAUAUCUGAGACAACCUCGGACGAGAAAGAGGGAGAGUACUUUCCACAAAAACCAUCUGGCGAAGUUAAAGCUCCAUUCACCCUCCCCACAGAAGAACACCUUACAAUAGAAGAGGUCUUACCCGAGGCAAAAGAAACUGAAUUAUUAGAAAGAAUGCAACCAUCCGCAAAACAAGCCGUGUCAAGUUUAAAAACUGCAGAAUCUGUUGAAAUAACACAGCAGCUGUCUUGGAAUAAAGAAGAAACGCUUUCAAAAGAAGCUACUCCUACAGCAGUAACAGCUCCAACUAUCCUACCAACUCAACAGCAUGUUAUCGUAUCCGAACUCUCAUCUAUGGAUAGAGAAGAAGAGUUUCAAUCCAGGAAAUUACCUGGGGAAGUUACAGCACCAUUUUCAGUACCAUUUGAAGAGUCUGUGACUGUUGAAGAAAUGCAGAUCCUUACAAAAGAGACUGAACUUAAGAUCAAGGACUUACCUGAGAAAAUCACUGCACCAUUUACCAUACCAACAGAGCAGCAUGUUGUGAUCUCUGAGCUUUCUAGCCUUGACAGAGAGGAAGCAUUUCCUUCAAGCAAACUUCCAAGUGAAAUGACGGCACCAUUCUCGUUGCCAGUUGAAGAGCCUUUAUCUGUUGAAGAAAUACAAGUUCUGACCAAAGAAUCUGAACUUAAACAUAGAGACUUGCCAACAGAAGUCACCGCACCAUAUACUUUACCAACACAACAGCAUGUUAUAGUGUCUGAGAUUCAAUCCGUUCACAAAGAGGAUGAGCUCCAGCCCAGCACAGCUCCAGGUGGAGUGAUUGCACCUUUCUCAGUGUCACUAGAAGACUCUGUCACUAUUCAAGAAGUUCAAACAUUGAUAAAGGAAUCUAAAUUGAAGAUUACUGACUUGCCUGCAGAAGUAACUGCACCAUUUACCAUACCAACGCACCAACAUGUUGUCGUAUCUGACCUGUCUUUCCUUGAUAGUGAGGUGGAGCUUCAGCCGUGUAAAGCUCAGGAUGAAGAGAAAGCAUUAUUUACAAUACCAUUCGAAGAGUCUGUGACUGUUGAGGAAACCCACUUGCUUCUUAAGGAAUCAGAACUCAAAGCCAAAACCUUGCCUACCAAAAUUACUGCACCAUUUACAAUACCAACUGAACGCCAUGUUAUGGUAUCUGGCCUUUCUACUCUAGAUAAAGAAGAACCAUUUCAACAUAAAAAAGCUCCUUCUGAAGUGACGGCACCUUUCUCGGUACCACUUGAGGAAUCCGUUAUUGUCGAAGAAACUCAGACGUUAACUAAGGAAUCUGAACUGACAGUCAAGGACUUGCCAGCACAAGUCACUGCACCCUUCACACUGGGAACACAACACUAUGUUGUUGUAUCUGAACUUUCUUCACUAGACAAAGAGAAAGAGUUUCAGACUGGCGGAGCUCCUGGUGAAGUGACAGCACCAUUUACUGUACCGCUUGAGGAUUCCAUAACUGUACAAGAAACUCAUACCUUAUCCAAGGAAUCUGAACUCAAAAUCAAGGACUUACCAAUUGAAACUACUGCGCCAUUUACUGUCCCAACAGAGCAACAUGUCGUUGUGUCCGAGCUGUCGUCCUUGGACAAAGAAGAAGAAUUUCAACCUCAUAAAAAGCCUGACGAAGUAACUGCACCUUACUCUAUUCCAUUCGACGAGUCCAUAACCAUAGAGGAAACUCAGCUUCUAACAAAAGAAUCAGAGCUUAAAGAAAAGGACACGCCUGCAGAAUUUACUGCAUUAUUCAGUAUACCAACAGAACAACAUGUUUUGGUGUCGGCGUUCCCCUCACUUGAUAAAGAGAAAGAAUAUCACCCUAAAAAACUCCCUGACGGAGUGACUGCACCAUUUACUGUAUCACUUGAAGAGUCAGUUACUGUUGAAGAAGCUCAGAUCUUAACCAAAGAAGACGUACUGAAGGUCAAGGAGUUACCAACAGAAAACAAUGCGUCAUUUACCAUACCAACAGAGAAACAUGUUAUUGUGUCUGAACGUUCGUUCUUGGAUAAAGAGAAGGAGUUUCAGCCUGGUAAAGUUCCCGCUCAGGUGACUGCACCCUAUUCAUUUUCACUUGAAGAACCUUUAACUGUAGAAGAAACCCAAAGUUUAACAAAAGAAUCAGAACUUAUACCCCAAGAUAUGCCUACAGAACUGACUGCACCGAUGACGCUACCAACAGAGCAGCAUAUUGUUGUGUCAGAACUAGCCUUUUUAGAUAAAGAAGAUGACUUCCAACCUGGAAAAAUUCCAGAUGAAGUCACUGCACCUUUCACAGUGCCACUUAAAGAGUCUUUAACUGUUGAAGAAGUGCACAUUCUAACAAAAGAGUCUGAAUUGAAAGUCAAAGAGUUGCCUGCAGAAAUAACGGCUCCAUUUACAAUUCCUACAAAGAAACAUGUCAUGGUGUCUGAGCUUCCAUCUUUAGACAAAGAGGAAGCAUUUUUACCGGGUAAGCUUCCCGGCCAAAUAACGGCACCAUACUCAGUUUUACUUAAAGAGUCUGUAGGUGUUGAAGAAACUCACAGUUUGACUAAGGAAGCAGAACUGACGGUUGAAGGAUUACCAUUAGAAGUAACUGCACCAUGUGCUAUUCCAACCGAGCAGCAUAUCGUAAUAUCUGAACUUUCCUUCUUUGACAAAGAAGAAGUCUUACAACCUAAAAAGAUUCCAGGAGGAGUAACUGCACCCUAUUCAGUGCCACUUGAAGAGUCUGUAUCCAUAGAAGAAGUCCACAGCCUAACAAAAGAGUCUGAACUAAAAGCCAACGACUUGCCUACAGAAAUAACUGCUCCAUUCACAAUUCCCACAGAGAAACAUAUUGUGGUGUCGGAGCUUCCAUCUUUAGACAAAGAGAAAGAAAUUGUAUCAGAAAGACUUCCCGGUCAAAUCACGGCGCCAUACUCAGUUGUACUCAAAGAAUCUUUAGGUGUUGAAGAAACUCACAGUUUGACCAAGGAAUCAGAACUAACGGUUGAAUGUUUACCAACAGAAGUAACGGCACCGUUUGUUAUACCAACCGAGAAACAUGUUGUGAUAUCCGAGCUUUCCUGUCUUGACAAAGAGGAAAUAUUACAGCCUGAAAAGAGUCCAAAUGAAAUGAGUGCACCAUUCUCAGUGCCACUUGAAGAGUCUGUAACCGUAGAAGAAGUGCAUACUUUAACCAAAGAGUCUGAACUGAAAGCCAAAGACGUGCCUACAGAAAUAAAUGCUCCAUUCACAGUUCCCACAGAAAAACACAUUAUAGUGUCUGAGCUUCCGUCAUUAGACAAAGAGGAAGAAUUUGUACCAGGAAGACUUCCCGGUGAAAUUACGGCACCAUGCUCAGUUUUACUUGAAGAGUCUCUACGUGUUGAAGAAACUCACAGUUUGACCAAGGAAGCAGAAUUGGCAGUCGAAGGUUCACCAUCAGAAGUAACUGCACCCUUUAUUAUACCAACCGAACAGCAUGUCGUGAUAUCCGAGUUUUCCUCUCUUGACAAAGAGAACAUUUUUCUGCCUGAAAAAUUUCCAGACGAAGUAACCGCACCCUUCUCAAUGCCACUUGACGAAUCAUUAACUGUUGAAGAAACUCAAAUUUUAACAAAGGAAACUGAUCUUAAAUUGAAAGACUUGCCAGCAGAGAUCACUGCACCAUUUACUUUCUCUACUGAGCACCACAUUCACGUUUCCUCUUUUUCAUCUUUAGACAAAGAGGAUGAAUUUGUUCCUGGUAAGAUUCCAGGUGAAGUAACUGCACCCUUCUCAAUACCACUCAAAGAGUCAGUAACUGUUGCACAAACUGAUGUCUUAAUGAAGGAAUCAGAAUUGGCACUUAUAGAUAUGCCAACAAAGUUAACAGCACCUUUUACGGUUUCAACAGAACAGCACAUGGUAGUGUCAGAAUUUUCAUCGCUAGACAAAGAAGACAACCUCCAGCAUGACAAAACCCCAGGUGAAGUGACUGCACCUUUCUCAGUACCAUUAGAAGAACCUAUAACUGUUGAAGAAAUACAAACUUUAACAAAAGAGUCAGAACUGAAAAUAACAGACUUACCAACUGAGAUCAAUGUACAAUUUACAGUACCAACAGAGAAACAUCUAGUAGUGUCUGAACUUUCGUUCCUCAACAAAGAAGAAGCGAUUUUGCCUUAUAAAAUGCCUGGUGAAGUUACAGCACCUUACUCAGUGUCACUUGAAGAAUCUCUUACUGUGGAAGAAGCUAAUACUUUUACAAAAGAAUCGGACCUACCAACCAAAAGCUUACCGGCGACAGUAAAAGCGCCAUUUACCGUACCGACAGAGGAGCACAUUGUGAUAUCAGAGCUUUCGUCAUUAGAUAAAGAGGAAUCUUUUCAACCUAGCACGGUUCCAGAUAAAGUGUCUGCACCCUUUUCAGUUCCACUUGAAGAAUCUGUAACUGUUGAAGAAGCGCAAGUGCUAACAAGAGAGUCGGAGCUUAUGCCAAAGGAUUUGCCAGAAGAGGUCACUGCAGAGUUCAGUAUGCCGACGCAACAGCACGUUGCGGUCUCUGAAUAUUCUUCUCUGCAAAAAGAGGAAGACUUUUUGUCGGGAAAACUCCCCGACGAACAAUCGGCACCAUACUCAAUGCGUCUUGAGGAGUCUAUAACUGUUGAACAGACACAUUUUCUCACAAAGGAAUCUGAACUACAUGUUAGAGCCAUGCCCACAGAACUUACAGCACCAUUCACUAUAUCCACACAGAAGCACGUCGUAGUGUCUGAGCUUUCUUCUCUGGAGAAAGAGGAAGAGUUUCUGACUGGCAAACUUCCUCGUGAAAUUACCGCACCUUGUUCAUUUCCACUUGAAGAGUCUUUGAACAUUGAGGAAACACGCAGUCUUACAAAAGAAUCUGAUUUACAGCUAAAAGACUUCCCUUCCGAGGUUAGUGCACCAUUUACCAUGCCAACUGAGCAACAUGUAGUGGUAUCUCAUGUUUCCACUCUAGAGAACGAGGAAGAGUUCCAAUCGGAUAAACUUCCGAUUGAAGUAACCGCUCCAUGUUCAGUCUCACUUGAAGAGUCUGUAACAGUCCAGGAAGCACAGUCCUUUUUAAAAGAAAUUCAAUUUCAGACGAAAGACAGGCCUACAGAGGUUACAGCACAAUUUACUAUACCAACAGAACAACAUGUUUUAAUAUCACAACUUCGUUGCUUAGAUAAAGAGGAAGAUCUUCAUCCUGAUAAAGUUCCUAGUGAGAUUACAGCACCUUAUUCUGUUUCACUUGAAGAGUCAGUCACCAUUGAAGAGAUGCGCAUUCUUUCAAAAGAGUCUGAUUUGGAAGCCAAAGAUAAGCCUACAGAGGUUACUGCGCCAUUCACUAUACCAACAGAGCAGCAUAUCUUGGUAUCCGAACUUCCCUCCCUUCAAAAAGAGGAAGAGCUUCAACCGGAUAAACUUCCCUUAAAAGUGACUGCACCCUACUCUCUCUCACUUGAAGAGUCUUUAACAAUUGAGGAAACGCACUCCUUGACUAAAGAAUCGCAAUUUAAACCAGAAGACUUACCAGCCUACAUAAGUGCAAGUUUCAGCCUUACUCCACAAGAACCAAUUACUGUUCUUGAAUUUCAUGUGGAACAAUCGGCCGAUGAGUUUUAUAAUGAAAUUACAACAGAGCGAGUAGAGGAAAUUAAAACAAGAGAUUUUUCUCCUAUUCUAGAUGAGAGGACCCAUGAAGUAUCUGUUCAAGAUACACUAACAGAAAGUGCUGUUGAUACAAAAGAUUAUAUACAAGAAGUAAAAAUCCGCAAGAAACCAAAAAGUAAAAAAGAUGACAGUGUAACAAUACAAGAAAUGACAGAAGAAGAUACUCAUCCAGAAGAUGCAUCAACAUGCGUUGUGGUUGAAGAAGAAAUAUUGGAUCAAUCAGAAAUUGGAAUUGAAAUCAAAAAGAAAACUAAAAAGAAAUCUGUGAGGUUUGAAGACAGUUCAGGAAUUCAAGAAGUAACAGAGGUAUUACACACAUUCUCAAGGACAACACCUGAAGCGACACCUUUCCUUAUUGAAGAUGUUACAGAAGAAUAUGCGCAUGCGCCGGAUCAAACGGAAAACGAAAAUGAGCAGCCAAUUGUAGAAGAGUUUGAGGAUGAAAAACCCUCCGAAAAAGUGAAAGAAAAGAAAAAGAGGAAACCUAUGAAAACGAAAGAGAUUCCCGAUACACUGGAGACUACUGAAAUUAUGCUUAAACCUAAAGCUGAUGAGCUGAAGGAACAAGAAGAAGAACUAAUUCAAGAAGAUAGAACUAUAGAAGAGACAACUGAUUUCACGAUAGAAAUGAAAAAGAAACCAAAAGAAAGUCAAGACAUUGAAAUCACCGUUAUGUCCACAGAGCUACCUCAAGUCGAUGUUAGCCAGACCGUCAAAAAGUCUAUUCAGGUGGAAAGCAUCGAAAUGCCUGUCAAGAUGGACGAGGAACAACCCGAAGAAAGACCAAAAGAGAAAAAGAAAAAGAAAAGGACUCUUUUGAAAGAAGAGAAACCAGACAUAACAAAGAUAGAGCUGAAGCCUAUUGAACAGAAGCUCGAAGAAAUAAUGGAAAAAGUGGACGUUGUGCAAGAAGUUCUAGAAGUUGAGGAAGUGACUGAUUUUGUCAUAGAAGUUAAAGGAAAACCAAAACCCAAAGAGGAAGUAGAGAUUUCAGUUACAUCAAAGGAAGUCCCCGAUUUCGAAGUUGAGCAGGUCAUUGAACAGCAAAUUGAGGUUGAAAGUAUUGAAAAACCAGAAGACAAGUUGGAAGAGAAGCCUGAAGAAAAGCCAAAAGAAAAGAAGAAGAAAAAGAAACCACUUAAGAAAGAGGAAGAGAAACCAGACAUGGCGGAGAUAGAGCUGAAGCCUACAGAACAGAAGCUCGAAGAAAUAAUAGAAAAAGUGGACGUUGUGGAAGAAAUUCUGGAAGAAGUUGAGGAAGUGACCGAUUUUGUCAUUGAAGUUAAAGAAACCAAAACCCAAAGAGGAAGUAGAGAUUUCAGUUACAUCAAAGGAAGUCCCCGGUUUCGAAGUUGAGCAGGUCAUUGAACAGCAAAUUGAGGUUGAAAGUAUUGAAAAACCAGAAGACAAGUUGGAACAGAAGCCUGAAGAAAAGCCAAAAGAAAAGAAGAAGAAAAAGAAACCACUUAAGAAAGAAGAUGACAAACCAGAUAUGGCUGAGAUAGAGCUGAAGCCUACAGAACAGAAGCUUGAAGAAAUAAUAGAAAAAGUGGACGUUGUGGAAGAAGUUCUGGAAGAAGUUCAGGAAAUCACUGAUUUUGUCAUAGAAGUUAAAGGAAGACCAAAGCCCAAAGAGGAAGUUGAGAUUUCAGUUACAUCAAAGGAAGUCCCCGAUUUCGAAGUUGAGCAGGUCAUUGAGCAGCAAAUUGAGGUUGAAAGUAUUGAAAAACCAGAAGACA
Molecule: messenger RNA, 35723 nt
Organism: Ixodes scapularis (black-legged tick)
Lineage: Eukaryota; Metazoa; Arthropoda; Arachnida; Ixodida; Ixodidae
Product: titin
Source: RefSeq, a predicted model, not a curated record